AUGGGCUGGUGUCGCCGAAUUGUUGAGACUUUGCUUGGUUCAUGCAGACUUUAUGCCUUCGAAGUGGCCGGAGAGCCGCAGGCUGGCCUGACUGGAACAGCGGUCAGAGGUGACGACUACGUGCGCCCUCGUCGCCGGUACAAAUUGUCUUCUGCCGAAUGCAUAAGGCAACAUUGGCCUCGGCUGUGGUUGAGCUAUCGUAACGAGCGGGUGGACAAAGUCGCCUGUUGA
Messenger RNA from Protopolystoma xenopodis, 231 nucleotides. The record is from the annotation of a GenBank genome assembly. NCBI's taxonomy places the organism in Eukaryota, Metazoa, Platyhelminthes, Monogenea, Polystomatidea, Polystomatidae.